UGAUGAAAUAUUGCCAACUAUGAAAGUAAAGUCACCGUCCCAGCAGAGUACAGAAUGGCCACAACAACAACAACAGUACAUACAAAAAGUGCAACAUCACAACACAACACAAUCUCCCAAAACCAAACAUAACAAACCCUUCUACUUUAAGUUACCUCAUUUCAGUUUUCAACUCUUUCUCUUUCUCUUUCUUCUUGAUUUGGAUCAUCAUUUCUUUUUAUGGUUCUUUAAUUUUGGAGUUACAUAGAUCUUAGCUCAGUUUCAUUUCUUUAGAACUCUUUCAAUAGAGAUAAAGGGUCAAACCAAAACGUACAAGUUGCAUUUAUAUCUCAACUGAAAGAUUUUUCUUUUCUGAGUUUCUCAGCUGAAAAAUAGCUUAUUUUGAAGUUUCACCCACCUUCAAAGAUUGUAUCUUUCUCAUGAAGGAGUAAUCAGGAGGUGGGUCCCAUUUCUUGUCAUAUCAUAUGUACCUUACAUAGCUGCAAAGUUAAAAUCUUAGGCAUUAGGGUGUUGAUUGAUGCAGAUUUAAAAAACUAUGCUUUAUCCUGUUGAAAAUCAUGGACCCUCCUUUUUGUUUAAAUGUUAGCUAUAAUUGUUAAAAGGGUAGUUUUUUUUGGGUUCUGUUGCGAAGAUUUGUGAGGUUCUUGCUACUUAGGGCUUUAUAGGGAUCUUGGUUUUUAUGCACUUGAAGUGAAAAAGUUCUUUUAUAUUAUUAGUGUUAGAAAGAGUAUGAGGAAAUAUGUUGGUUCUCAUUCAGGAAGGAUGUUUAGUGACAAGAAAUGGAUUAUCCCAUUUUUCGCAAGUUUGUUGGUAUCUGUGAGCUUGCUUCUGACAGCGAUUCUUGGCGAAUUUAGUUCUGCCGGUGGGGGAGAGGAGUUGCCGCUGGUUGACGUCAUUUCGUUUAAGGGAGACGAUUCCAGAGGUUUAUUUGUGGAGUCGGAUUUGGAAAGGUCUAUUAAUGCAAGUGUGGUUGUGAAAAUGAAGGCGCCUAAGUUUGCGUAUCUUAUUUCGGGCACAAAGGGUGAUAGUCAUAGGAUGAUGAGGACAUUAGAGGCAGUUUAUCACCCGAGAAAUCAGUAUGUUUUGCAUUUAGAUCUUGAGGCGCCGCCUCGGGAGAGGUUGGAAUUGGCAAAUGCGGUGAAAGCUGAUCCGGUGUUCAGGGAAGUGGAGAAUGUGCGUGUUAUGUCUCAAUCCAAUUUGGUUACUUAUAAGGGUCCUACAAUGAUCGCGUGCACUCUUCAAGCGAUUGCUAUACUGUUGAAGGAGAGUUCUGAGUGGGACUGGUUUAUAAACCUCAGUGCCUCCGAUUAUCCUCUUGUGACACAGGAUGAUAUGCUUCAUGUUUUCUCUAAUCUGUCAAGAGAUCUUAAUUUCAUCGAACAUACACGCCUAUCCGGUUGGAAAUUGAACCAAAGAGCAAGGCCCAUUAUUAUUGAUCCCGCCUUUUACUUAUCAAAGAAAUCUGAUUUAGCAGUGACUAGUCAAAAAAGAACACUUCCUACGGCUUUCAAAUUGUUCACCGGUUCAGCUUGGGUUGUACUAACACGGUCUUUUGUGGAGUACUGCAUAUGGGGAUGGGAUAACUUUCCACGGACUAUGCUUAUGUAUUAUACAAAUUUUGUCUCUUCGCCAGAGGGAUAUUUUCACACUGUCAUUUGCAACACUCAGAAAUUUCGGCACACAGCAAUAAGCCACGAUCUUCAUUACAUUGCUUGGGACAGUCCACCAAAGCAACAUCCCAUGUCUCUAACUAUGAAGAACUUCGACAAAAUGGCCAAGAGCAAUGCUCCCUUUGCCCGAAAAUUUGCAAGGGAUGAUCCAGUCCUAGACAAGAUUGACAAAGAACUUUUGGGGCGCACACAUAGGUUUUCGCCAGGUGCAUGGUGUAUUGGGUCAUCAGAUGGUGGAGCAGACCCGUGCUCUUUGCGUGGCAAUGAUACAGUGUUUAGGCCAGGACCUGGUGCUGACAAGCUACAUGAGCUGCUUCAGGUGCUGUUAUCUGAUGAAUUUCGAAGCAAACAGUGUUUGUGACAAUGGGGUACACUACAAAUUGGGUAAUGUCAAGUGUACAUAAUGUGGCUAUAUAUCAUAUAUAUCUGAUACAAAAAAUUGGAAUUUUGUAUUCCAUAAUAUAGGUUCAUAGUAAGAAGCAACAAGCACUUACGGUAGUAGUUUUUUGGUGCUUGUUUAGGUUUAGUUUCGCCAAUUUGAGCCAACCAUUUGUUAUAACAACCUUAUUUUUGUUGAGUUACAAAAAGCAAUCAAGUUUCAUUUUCAUAGCAGA
Medicago truncatula (barrel medic) is the source of this 2284-nucleotide messenger RNA. Its product is annotated as beta-glucuronosyltransferase GlcAT14A. Gene Ontology annotation, molecular function: glucuronosyltransferase activity. Lineage: Eukaryota; Viridiplantae; Streptophyta; Magnoliopsida; Fabales; Fabaceae. The record is from RefSeq and is a predicted model, not a curated record. The coding region runs from base 730 to 2031 and encodes 433 amino acids. Gene Ontology annotation, cellular component: membrane. The transcript has 4 exons.